CCUCAGAGAGAUAUCAGAGAGAGAGAGAGAGUGUGAGAGAGAGGUUGGACUAAGACUCACAAAGUAAAAACCAUUUUUCACUUUUUUCUCCUUUUGUUGUCAUCACUUUAAUGGUGGUUUCACCCACCAAGGUCACUACAAUGGAUCUCUACUCCGAGCAGGCUUGUGAUGGGAUAGAACUACUGGAUUUGCUUUUUGACAAGAAUGAUGGCAUCUUACGCCACGAGGACAUGAUGCAUCACAAUGAGCAGCCUUGGCCAGUCCAGAACCCUAACCAGAUGAUGAUGCCAGCCCAGGGUGGUGAAGAGUUCUUUAAUGCUCUAAUGAAUGGAACUGAUUCUGGAUCCGUGUCUGGCUCUCCACUGUGGUCGCCCUCUCCAAGUGACAGUGGAAUAAGUGAGGACCCCCAUUCAGACCACAAUGACAGCCCUCCACCCCCUGGAAGCCCUCCUCUGGAGGCCUGUUACCUCACCCCUCAGCCGCGGCACAUUCUUCCUCCAGAUACCAGGCUGCCUGUCGAUUUCAAUGGCUGGGGCUCUGGCAUUUUCCCUGAGAGGCCUGCAGGGAUGCCACCUGCAUCUGAAGUGGCCCAGGCCCUGCCAACCACCGCAUUCCCCCUCACUGUUAAGGACCUGCUGCUAUCUGGCACACCAGAACCUCCUCCACAGACAUUGCAGCAGUCCCACCAGGAGCUGGUUCUCAACGAGGAUGAGAAGAAGUUACUUGCCAAGGAGGGAGUGACUCUGCCAAGCCAGCUGCCUCUUACCAAAUUCGAGGAGAGGAUCCUAAAGAAAAUACGCAGAAAGAUCCGGAAUAAGCAAUCCGCCCAAGAGAGCCGGAAGAAGAAAAAAGAAUAUAUUGAUGGACUGGAGAGCAGGAUGGCAGCUUGCAGUGCACAGAACCAGGAGCUGCAGAGGAAAGUUUUCCAGCUGGAGAAAUGCAACAUGUCUCUGAUGGAGCAGUUGCGUCGACUGCAGGCGAUGGUCAUGAACGGAGGCAACAAAACAGCUCAGACUGGGACCUGCGUUCUGGUACUGCUGCUGUCUUUCACCCUGAUUCUGCUGCCCAGCCUGAAGCCCUUCACCGAGACCAAGGUCAGCCAGCCAGGAGACUUCAGCCCACUGAGAGUUCAGUCACGGUCCCUGCACAACCUGCAGUCCUCUCGGGUGCUGCAUGCCCUGGAGCGCCCGUUCUCCAUGGUAGAGGAAUCCGAGCCUCUUCCUGGCUUCCCUGGAGACAAAGGUAUGGAGGAGAUAUCAUCUCUAAUGGAGAAGCUUCACAUGGGGCCCGGAUUGUCUAAUUAUGACCUAGGAGCCGACAACACCAGCCUGGAACAGCAUGACGACCAUCACCAUGGAGACCCCAUCACCGGGCACAUAGCGACGGUGACCUUGAGUCGGCCGCGUGGCGCACCGCUCCGACCGCAUGCUGAUGACAUCUGAAGGGCGGAGGGGGAUUUGCCCAGGGCAAGUUCUGCACCAAUGCUUUUACAACAGAAAUCUAUAGUCAACAAAGAGCUGGAGCCUUUCCACUUUCACCUGCAGAGCCAAUAAGAAGCUGACAACAUUUAGUAGCCUUCGAUUUGGUAGCUUAUGCAAGCUUGAUGAAAAAAAUCAACUUGUUUGCUAUGGUUCAUGCGCUGGAGAUGCUUGUGUAACUUACAAUUAAUUCCUCUUUAAGCUCAGAAACAAGGACAGAAUCUCUGGGGAAAGAAAGUAAGAAAGAAAGAUUAUCUGCAAGAAAAUCCAUUCUGCAUGUUUUUCAUUUAAAACUUAUUAGUAGCUGUGCUUUUUCUUUCAUACAGUCAGAUUCACAAUUAUUUGGACAUUAACACAAUGUUUGUAAUUUUGCUUUUGUACAUAUGGAGCUUAAAAGCUGGCAGAAGUAUCUGAAUCUAAAUUUUGUUACUUUUAAUUUACUUGAAAUAUUUAUUGGCAUAUUUCAUAAAUUUGAUUUUUAACAAUGUUUUUCGUUUUGUGAGGUAGUAAAAUCUGUUGUUAAAAAACCAUUUCAAAGUAGAAACUAGAUCAGAUUUUUUCAAAUCAAUUUUAUUAAAAAUAAUACAUAUUUAGGCAAGAGGUAAAACAAACAGGUUUGCCUUUGGAUUAAACAAUCGCAGUGCUAUCUCACACAUUUGUUUCUAAAUUUUGUCAGAUUAGAUUUUAGGAUUUUUUAAAUUAGAAAACGUAUGGAUUAUUAUUAUUUUUUAAAACAUAACAUUAUAAAUUGUUAUUUUGAAAUGUAUAUUUCAACAGCAAAUUUCACAAGGCGUGUUUGAAGUGCAGAUUUUCAGAUAUAAUUUAAGGUGCUUAGCUAAAUUAAUAAUACAGCUCAUUUAUACAAGGUACUUUCAUUUUCACAGAAUCAAAAGUAAUAGGGCAAUUAACUGAUAAGCAGUUUCAUGACCAGGUGUGGCUUGUACCCUCAUUACCUGAGGACAAAUUAGGAGAUUAAAUACUUGGAGAGCUGAAUUUGCAGUUGUUCCUGAGAUGAUGAGAACUUUUUUGAUAGAGGGUCAGAGAAGGUGUCGGUGUGAGUAAAGGAGGUCAUCAUUAGGCUGAAGAAAAAAUGAUCAGAGAGUCAGCUGGAGGGUUAGGAGUGGCCGACUCGACAAAUUUAUACUUUCUUCAAAAGAGGACAUGCACUGCUGAGAUCAGCAACACCAGAGAACUGCAGGAGCACAGGUGAAAAAAAUUGAAGUGGGUGAUGGGGGAAUUUUCAAGAGUCAAUCAAGAGGAGAAAUCUCUGGAGGAGAAAGCUGUGUCACUGUCACAAUUUACGAUUGAGACACACUUUAAAAAACUGCCAAGUAGAGGAAUAAAAUUCUUUAGACAGGUAACACCAAGGCCCAAUCCCAUUUCACCACUUUCCACCACUGUCCCGGUCAUUGUUGGGUUAGAGGGUUAGAGUAAAGUGUUAGGGAAACAUGUCCCUCUAAACAGGGGCGCAAAUACAUACUUUUUGGGGUGUAUGCAAACGUAUGCGUACGUUUUAUAAUCGUCAGCGUCCUGUCAUUACUUUCCCACCGCGCUCCACAAACCAGCAAGCUGAUUGGCUGUUUCUCCGGAGAGGAAAUUUAUUUGGGGCUUUGAUUUGGCGACCCCUCUAGUGCAGCGCCCCUAUGCGUCACAUAGGCUGCGUACCCCCUUUUUGCGCCACUGCCUCUAAACAUAGGGUUAUAAGAAAUCACUACAAGACUAUCAAAAACGUAUAAAUGUAGUAUUUAUAUUGUUAAAAUUAUGACAUAAGUAAGAUAUACUAGGUUAUAAUGUAUUAUACUCAUUUUUCCAUAACUAGCAUUAACAAUCCAAGUUAAUCGCACAUUUCGGAAGCUAGCAAGGAAGCUAGCUAAAUUUACCAUUUUACUUUAAAUAGUGCUGCAGCAGUAACUGAGUCUGCUGCAUUUAAGGUAGAACCAGAACUAAAAACAGAAUUCCAAUUUUGUGUUCCAAUUUUGAAUUGUGCAUUGAGAUAGAGUAUUAGAAGUGCAUGGCCAUUAACGGAUGUGACGGAUGUGCUUCCUCCCCAACAUAAAGCAUAAUCACAAAAAACAGGAAAGAUAAGAAAACCAUAUUAGUUUAGGAAUGAAAGAAAGCAUCUAAAAAAGGCAAAGGAGGGCCUGAGAAGGCACACAAUAAAAUGACGUCCAUCGUUCAAAGUGCAGUAAAGACACUAAUAAAGUUUAUGUACUAGCAUGUAUCUAAAUAUGCAUAUUGUGGUGUUUUCAUUUUUGAGAUCUUGUGAUUGUGGUGGGCUGGUUUAGGAAAAGGUCCAGCCCUGGGUGGAAUGGAAACUUUUGAACAAGAAGCUAGUGAAUAGCUAACUUUAUCUCCAUGUCACAGGGAAUUAGGAGUAGACAAUAAUAAAUAAUUGAUGCAUCACCUCACAUCCCCUCUUUUAAAAGAGAUGCAAUGUCCUAAAUUUAACUUGCGAGGUUACUGAAUUUCUCUGCUUCUCUCCUAUCACUACACUACAGACUGGCAGAGCAGGGCUAGUAGUGUAGUAGUAGUAGCUAUAGUGUUCUUUUUUAUUUAUUUAUUUUGAUGACAUAUCAGGUUUUUGAAGGAUUGCCCCAUUUCUUAGAGAACAUAUUUCACCCAGUUUUACUUGUAACCUAGUUUAAAGGGAUAGGAUGACUCUCACAGUUCAGAGAAGGCAAGAAGAAGCAAAACAAAUUGUUUUUUUCUGUUUUUUUUUUUUUAAACUUGGCUAAGGCACUGUUAUGGCAUAGACAUGGGUUUUGUAAUAAAUGAUGAUGUGACCGAUGACACUUCAUUUAGCCUUACUUUUUUAGCUCCAAAUUACAACAAUUAUAGUGUCCAAAUACAAAUGGGCAGACUGUAUUUUACAUAUUAACAAAGCAACAAAUCUAUGAUGUGCAUUUUUGGCCAUGCUGUGUACAAAUAAUCACGCUAAAACAAUUGUUUGUGUAUAUAUUUCAAAUAUUUGUAAGAGUUCAUUUGAUCUUAAGAAACAAUUAACUGUAAAAAUGAGUAAUCCUGCCUGUAGCUCAAGCACUUUAUGCAGUUCCUUCUUUUUUAAAUGUUUUCAAUAAAUUACUUCAAACAUG
Molecule: messenger RNA, 4570 nt
Organism: Astyanax mexicanus (Mexican tetra)
Lineage: Eukaryota; Metazoa; Chordata; Actinopteri; Characiformes; Acestrorhamphidae
Gene: creb3l3a
Product: cAMP responsive element binding protein 3-like 3a
Exons: 10
Coding region: 111-1442 (443 amino acids)
Biological process (GO): regulation of transcription by RNA polymerase II
Cellular component (GO): nucleus
Molecular function (GO): RNA polymerase II cis-regulatory region sequence-specific DNA binding; DNA-binding transcription factor activity, RNA polymerase II-specific
Source: RefSeq, a predicted model, not a curated record